This is a messenger RNA of Aphidius gifuensis, 1130 nucleotides long. Its product is annotated as polyprenol reductase. The transcript is spliced from 5 exons. Gene Ontology annotation, molecular function: 3-oxo-5-alpha-steroid 4-dehydrogenase activity. Bases 150 to 1082 code for a protein of 310 amino acids. Lineage: Eukaryota; Metazoa; Arthropoda; Insecta; Hymenoptera; Braconidae. The record is from RefSeq and is a predicted model, not a curated record. Gene Ontology annotation, cellular component: endoplasmic reticulum. Gene Ontology annotation, biological process: dolichol-linked oligosaccharide biosynthetic process; polyprenol catabolic process.
ACACACACACACACACAGCUUUCACCAGCUGAACUUCUUGUGUACAUAAAUAUAUUUUUAUGUAUAAAGUACAUAAUGUGAAUAGUACCCAGUAUCCAACUGUAUUUACCGUUAUUGUGCUCUUGAAAUUUUUAUGAGUUGUAAAAAUUAUGAUUGAUGCUAAUUUAACUCGUUUAUUGUUUAUAUUUGCUGCUUCAUCAAUUGCUGUUGUUAGUUUUUUACUACACAAUUACAACAAUUAUUUACCAGUGUCAAUUAAAAAAACAUUAAAAUAUGGUAAACAUGCUGAAAAAAAACAACAUGUUUUAGUGAGUAAACUGGAAGUUCCUAAAAGAUGGUUUGGACACUUUUAUAUAUUUUCAGCACCAGUAUCAGCUUUAACACUGAUCAUUGUCAUCAACAGAUAUUUUUAUAAUGGAGAAUUAUCAAACACUGUUUGUUGGCUGUUGGAUUUACAACUUGGAUCAUCCAGAAAACCUUUAGUAUCACCAGAGGAUACACUUGUUGCCUUGUUUCUGUUGACAAUACAAUGUUGGAAACGUUUUUACGAGACCCAGUGUGUCAGUAUCUUCAGUGAUAGUAAAAUAAAUAUAAGCCAUUAUGUGAUUGGAUAUGUUCAUUACAUUGGUGCAUUGACAUGUAUCAUUGGUGAAUCUCAAGGAUUUACAAAAGGUACAAAAGCCAAUUUGCAGCCAUCAGCCAAUUUUCAGUGGAAUCAUAUCAGUAGAAUUAAUUUUAUCUGGAUGGCAAUAUUUUUGUUGGCUUCUUAUGCUCAACUACGUGCCAAUAUUAUAUUUGCGAAGUUAAGGAAAAAUAAGGAUAAUUAUGUUGAUUCCAAAUCUCACAAAAUACCACAUGGUGAAUUGUUUGAGUACAUAUCAGCACCACUUCAAUUCACUGAAAUAAUUAUGUACUUGAUGCUUACUUUUAUUCUUUGGGAUGCAUCAACAUUUCAUUUCAUCUUCAUUUGGGUGUUUGUUAAUCAAACUGAGACUGCUGUAUCAACACACGAAUGGUACCAUGACACCUUCAAAGAUCAGUAUCCAAAGGAUAGAAAAAUAUACAUACCAUUUAUUGUUUAAUCCACUUUAUGUUUUUUUUUUCAAAAAAAAAAAAAUGACAGUUGUCUU